GUUCAGAAACGCUGGCCAACUUUAGUUAGUAUCACGUGCUCAUUGUUUAUUCCAGAUCACAUGAUUAAACAAAAUGUCGUCCUUUGUAAACUUUAUAUUGUGUAUUGCUAUUAUUUUGUGUUUUAAUGUGGCAAAAAUCUGUGGAGAGAGAAGUUUUCAGAUAGAUUACUUGAACAAUACUUUUCUAAAAGAUGGUGUUCCAUAUCGUUAUGUAUCAGGCAGCAUGCACUACUCUCGAGUGCACCCUAGCUAUUGGAAAGAUCGUUUAAUCAAAAUGAAAUUUGCUGGAUUAAAUGCAGUGCAGGGAUAUGUACCAUGGAAUGUUCAUGAGUUGACACCAGGUAACUUCACUUGGGAAGGAUCCUCAAAUCUUACCCAGUUUCUGGAGAUAGCUCAAGAAGUGGGAAUAGAUGUUCUACUUAGACUUGGACCUUAUAUUUGUGGUGAAUGGGAGUUUGGUGGAUUUCCUGCUUGGUUGUUAACAAAAGAUGCCAACAUGGUGCUACGAACUAGUGAUCCUUCUUACAUCAGAUGGGUUGACAGAUGGUACACUGAAUUGUUAACUAAAAUCAAACCAUAUUUGUACAACAAUGGUGGUCCUGUGCUUAUGGUGCAAAUAGAGAAUGAAUAUGGCAGCUAUUUUGCUUGUGACUAUGACUAUCUACACUAUCUCCGUGACAAAGUUAAGUCCAUUUUGGGACCUAAUGUUGUGAUUUACUCUACGGAUGGUGGAGCAGACUAUUAUUUAAAGUGUGGCAAAAUCGAUGGUGUAUAUGCUACUAUAGACUUUGGAGCUACAAAUGAUCCAGUAGGAGCUUUUCAAUCUCAAAGAGAUUAUGAACCUUAUGGUCCUCUUGUAAAUUCAGAAUUUUAUGUAGGUUGGCUAGAUCAUUGGGGCACACCCCAUGAGAUGGUAGACUCCACUCCACUUGCCAAAAGUCUAGAUAAAUUAUUGGCGUAUGGGGCCAAUAUUAACAUGUACAUGUUUGUCGGAGGCACUAACUUUGGUUUUUAUAAUGGAGCUAAUAGUCCACCCUAUCAACCUGUACCUACUAGCUAUGAUUAUGAUUCCCCAAUAAGUGAAGGAGGUGAAAUGACUGAUAAGUUUUUAGCAUUGAGAGAUAUUAUAUCAAAGUAUUUGCCCUUACCAUCAGAGCCAAUACCAGCAAACCCAAACAUCACAAAUCUGGGAGAAAUUCCAAUAGAAUUUUUAUGUACCAUACAAGAUGCUCUGCCAUAUUUAACUCCUGAAGGACCAUAUAGAACCGUCUUUCCAGUAACAAUGGAAGAAAUUAAUUUCUAUGAAGGUUUCAUUUUGUACAGAUUUACUUUGAUCAAAAACUAUUACACGCCAACACCAUUAGUUGUACCUGGCAUCAGGGAUAGAGGUGUUGUUAUGGUCAAUGCUGUACCAUUUGGUAUACUGGAUAGAGUUGGCACAACACAAGUAUCUAUAACUGGUACCAUAGGGCAACAGGUAGACAUCUUAGUGGAGAAUCAGGGCAGGGUAGGCUACUCAACUGCAAUGAACUUCAACACCAAGGGCAUCAUUGAAAAUGUCACUUUAGGAAAUGAUUUAGUCAUGAGCUGGGAAAUCUAUCCAAUACAUGCAGAAAAUAUUAAUGUUGCUUUAAUAGCAGCAAUGAAGAAAAGAACCACUGUAAAUAAACCAUCAAAGUCUGUUAACUCUAACUUGAUGACGCCAUCUAUCUACACUGGUAGUUUAACAUUCCCAGACUCCCCAACUGAUGCAUUCCUUGAUCCUCGACCAUGGAUUAAGGGCCAAGCCUUUUUAAACAGUUUCAACUUAGGACGCUACUGGCCUUACAGAGGUCCACAAGUUACUCUCUACAUUCCAAAAUAUGUUUUUAACAGCCCUCCAGCAUUAAACCAUAUCUUACUUUUAGAACUAGAAAGCUCCCCAUGUUUCAUGUCUCAGUCUCAAGCUAAUUGUUAUGUGACUCUUACUGACACAGCUUAUUUAAAUGGGCCCAAUGGACCAGGACACACACUCAAGUUACCACAAGGUUAUAAUGAUCCUAACUCUCAUUUAGUUCAUUAAUAUAACAAAGUAAAGAUUAUAUUCUACUGAUUUUAUCUUAAACUUAGUGCAGCUGUAAAAAAAUAACAUGGGUAAGAGAUGCCACUUUUAUGCAAUUUACCAGAAUUAAUAGAUUUCACUUUUAAAAAUCCAUAUAAGGGGAUUAUUUCUUGAUUAAAGUUUUAACUACUAAGAAGAAUAGAACAAAUGAUUUUAAUAGCAUAUUGCAUCAGUGUGAUAAUCCUAAUUAUUUAUAUUGUAUGCCUUUUCUCAGGCAAUAAAAUCUUGUGUACUGUUAGGGUUUGGCUUACUACUUUAUGAUUGAGAUACACAUAGAUGUGUGUUUUCUGUGACACAGUUCAUACUCAGAUAGGACACUUGAUGAAAAUUUUUAUAAUUUUUUAUUUUUUUUUGCUUUAUUUCUUAUAUUGCAAAUUUUGUGACAAUUAUCUAAUGUAUCACAAUGACUUAAGCUGUGUAAUUAAUGACAUUGAAGGUUUUCAUUAUUAUUUUUAUUAGUAAUUCACUGAUUGACUUUUUUUUUAAAGGUCUUUUUAAUCAAAUUUUAAUAAUUUGUAAAAAUUAUAGUUUGAUUUUUUGACAUUAAUAAAAAUCUCAUUUCAUGUGUAGGCUUCUAUUAAUGCUCAACAUCCAUUAUUUCCUAAAGACAUCUAAGGGAGCUUCAUUCGUAAGCUGCAUGAAUUAUUUAAACAAAUCAAAAUUUUUACUAAUUAAAUUUAAAUUUCCAGAAACAUCUAUAUAGUAUAUGAACUAAAAAAAUUAUGCCCUUAAUAUAUAUUUAUAUAUACAUUAAAUGUACAUGUGUAAUAUAAAAUGUGAUUUGAUUUACACACUAUAGUAUUAUUUUUCUUAGAGUUUACCUAACAUGUAUAAUAAGUAUGUGAAUUUUCAUUAUGAAUUAUUUUUUUUUACAAAGCUUAUAUCAACUCAAUCUGUCUGUCUGGUAAAAAGUUUGUACACAUUAUUUCUGACUCCCAAUUUCAGAGCAAGCUGAAAUCUUUGCACAAUUAUUUCUUUUACCCAACAACACAAGAAUCAUCUUUAAAAAAAUAAACAAUUUGUUAAUUAACUAUUGGUAAUUUAUUAUUUUGUUUGGUAUCUUGAACAAGGGAAAGAAAUUGUACUUUUUUGAAAUGGUGCUAAAAGCUGAAUUAGUCUCUUUAAACUAAGUUUGAAAUAAACAAUACAUAACCAUACAAUAUUCUUCAAUUAUACGUAGCUCACUAGCAGAGUGGCUAGAGCGUCUGCUAGAAAAGGUGAGAGAUAUUAGUUCGGAUUUUUUUUUUUUAAUUUUAAAAAAGUAAUAAUGAUAAAAUUCACUCUGAUAUCCCUUUCUUCCUUCCCCUUUUGGUGACCGGUCAUUUCAUCCCCAAUUAAAUAUUUUUCUUUUUUCAUUGUUUAAUUGUGCUGUUAAGACUUUGACUUUAAGCCCUCAUUUCAUCUAAUAUAUAAAUAUAAUUCUGUAGAAUGAUUUUUAAUAUUUUUUUACAUGUUGCUAAUAACUUUAUUGUGUUUCCUCUUCCACUUUGCAUUUUUGAUGAGAAAUCUUAUAAUAUAUUGUAAAUCUGGGUGUAGCUAUAGCCCUUCUACUGGAUGUGGGGGAUGUAAUAUUAUAAUAUUAUCCUGUCAUGCGCAUGACGUAAUGAUCAAAGGCCAAGGUUUGGUGUAAGUAGUGAAAAUCAUUUGAGAUAUAGAACUGCAAUUACAAUCAUUAUGACUAUGCUGCUGAUAACUUAUCAAAGGCCAAGGUGUGGUGGAAGUACGACCAUGUUUUACUUUAUUUUAUUUUUCAAUCGAUCUUUCUUAAAAUUCGGCGUGUCACAUUUAGCCUUGAAAUAAAGUGUUGUUGUUUUUUU
Molecule: messenger RNA, 3918 nt
Organism: Biomphalaria glabrata
Lineage: Eukaryota; Metazoa; Mollusca; Gastropoda; Planorbidae
Product: beta-galactosidase-like
Exons: 17
Coding region: 74-2062 (662 amino acids)
Biological process (GO): carbohydrate metabolic process
Cellular component (GO): vacuole
Molecular function (GO): beta-galactosidase activity
Source: RefSeq, a predicted model, not a curated record